GAGAAAGCAACAUCUUGAUCUCUGCAUGUUUCUGUGUAAAUGGACCGAGGCUAGCUGGCUUGCGUGCAGGUUGGUAGUAAACUCCGCAACUCACGAGUAUGGCGACUUAAUAACACCUUUAACCUUUCUGUAGAUUUAUACCGCCAUCUUUGCUUUUGUGUUUGUCUGCUGUUUAUUUUAGCACCGCAGUUCCAAGAGUCGUUGCCAUCUCAACUGCUUAGUUUUGACUGUGAGCGAUUCCUCCUCAGCAAGGUAGCCGCUAAUGCUAGCCUCCAUAUAAACGUCCAUAACUUAUGUGGUCAUUUCAAACUCGUCUUUAAUAUAUCCUGUUUGCACGAGAGCGCACUCGAGCUGUAGUGUCCAAGUAGAGCGAGAGAAGACGGGUUUUUGUGUGUGUGAAGGGAAAUAUGUCAGGAGCUAACAGAGGACAGGGAAGCGCGGCUAGUGAGAUUCACAACCAAGAGAAUAUGCUGUCAAGACUGAGAGGCUCGCUGAAAGCCCGAGCUGCUGCUGCUUCAAACGAGAACCAGGAAAACCUUCCACCGAAACAAGCGGCCAACAGAACCGUCCUGGGAGCCCUGCAGACAAACCAGCGGAGCAAAACCCAGAACCAGCGCGGCACCAAGCAGGAGUCAUCGCAGCCCCUGUCCUGCAAAAAUGAAGAUUUUGGCAGAACCUGCUCAGAGAAGCCCUCAGCCAAGCAGCCCUCAUUCCAGAUCCAUGUGGACGAGCCCGAUGGAGCCUGCACCAAGAAGCCACAGCAGGUGGUCGAAGCUGUCAGAUCCAAGCCCAUCCCUGAAGAUUCUCCCCUCACAAUCAAUGCUGUGGCACGGCUCCGACAGCCCCUGGCCACCAUCGACAUGCCAUCAGCAAUGGAUGUCAGCUUUGACUCUCCCAUGGACAUGUCUGUGGUUGAAGGAGAGGAAAAACAAGUCAAUGUAAAUGAGGUCCCAGAAUAUGCUGCUGAAAUCCACGCCUACCUGAAGGAGAUGGAGGUAAAAACCAGGCCGAAAGCAGGCUACAUGAAGAAGCAGCCUGACAUCACCAACAGCAUGAGGGCCAUCCUGGUGGACUGGCUGGUCGAGGUCGGAGAAGAGUACAAGCUCCAGAAUGAGACACUUUAUCUGGCUGUAAACUACAUCGAUCGCUUCCUCUCUUCCAUGUCUGUCCUGAGGGGGAAGCUUCAGCUGGUCGGGACUGCUGCCAUGCUGUUGGCUUCGAAAUUUGAAGAGAUCUACCCCCCUGAGGUGGCAGAGUUUGUUUACAUCACAGACGACACCUACACCAAGAAGCAAGUGUUGAGAAUGGAGCAUCUGGUGCUUAAAGUGCUCUCCUUUGAUCUGGCAGCACCAACCAUUAACCAGUUUCUCACCCAGUACUUCCUCCACCAUUCGGUUAACAAACAGGUGGAGAGCCUGGCAAUGUACCUUGGGGAGCUCAGUCUUGUUGAUUCAGAUCCCUUUUUGAAGUACCUCCCAUCACAGACAGCUGCAGCGGCCUACGUCUUGGCCAACAACACAGUGACUGGUGGCUCAUGGCCCAAGUCCUUGACGGAGAUGUCUGGCUACUCCCUAGAAGAUCUGAUGCCAUGCGUCGAAGAUCUGCACCGCACAUACCUCAAUGCUCCUCAGCAUGCGCAGCAGUCUGUUCGGGAGAAGUACAAGGGCCCCAAGUACUCUGAAGUUUCCCUCAUCGACGCUCCGGCUAAACUGCUGCUGAACUAACAUCCUCCCCCCUCCCCUUGUCCAUGUAGAGUUUUGUACACCUGUCGGUCUAUUUUUUUUUUUUUUUUUGGUGUCACGAUUUCAAAGGACAUGGUCUGCUCUUCUUGGAGUAGCACAAUGUUUAGAGUUUUUUUAAAAAGGUAUUUUUAUAUGCUUAAUCCUGACAUUCAUACCAGACGCUACAGUUGUUGGUUGAUCAAGCAAUUUUAAUGUUGACUUUUAAUCGCAGACAAAAUCACCACCCUGUACAUUCUGCUUUGAGCUACAGUGUUUCAAACUCUAAUAGACCUGUGAACAUACUCAAUCCCAGAACCUGUUUUGAAAAGGUUGAAUCAAGCAGUUGUUGCUGACCUCAUGGGAUGCAGAUUAAAGUACAUUUUGUCUGUAAUGGAGUCAGCUGUCUCAUUACACUGGUGUCUUUUUAAGUUAACAGCUUUUAAAGCACCAUCUGCACUGUAAAAUAUGGCUCUUGUAAAUAAAAUUC
Messenger RNA from Epinephelus fuscoguttatus (brown-marbled grouper), 2208 nucleotides. RefSeq names its product cyclin A2 (gene ccna2). Gene Ontology annotation, molecular function: cyclin-dependent protein serine/threonine kinase regulator activity. NCBI's taxonomy places the organism in Eukaryota, Metazoa, Chordata, Actinopteri, Perciformes, Serranidae. The record is from RefSeq and is a predicted model, not a curated record. Gene Ontology annotation, cellular component: cytoplasm; cyclin A2-CDK2 complex; nucleus. The transcript is spliced from 8 exons. Bases 408 to 1724 code for a protein of 438 amino acids. Gene Ontology annotation, biological process: regulation of cyclin-dependent protein serine/threonine kinase activity; mitotic cell cycle phase transition.